GCAAAGCAAACCGAAGCCGGUUCCAUACCCAGCUUCUCCUCCGCCUCCUCUUCCGGUUCUCGUCCUCAGUCCGAAUAAAGUCUCAUCCUCUUCCUCUUCGCUUCAAUCUUCGCAGCAGCCAAGCGCGCGCGCGCGAUCUCGGUUCUUGCAGAGUAGCGCUCAAGUGUAGUUGUGUAGAGUGCUGAAGGAUUCGGUUGGAUUCCUCUUGCCUGUUCAGUUUCUUGGGGAUUCUUUAUUUGUCAGGAGCGAUUUGGUGCGCGGAUUGUUGUGGGGUGAUUGGAGAGAGAAGGGCUGUGUGGAGAUGGGAGGAGCCAUGGGCGGGCAGAGGGUGGAGGAGGGGUGGCCGCCGUCCAACCUCCAGUGCUUCUUGGACUGCACCACCCCCACCGUGGAGACGCACAUUCUCCCCAAGACGAAUGGAAGAUUGUCGACCGACACUUGGCACCACGCUGAGAUGGACAACGCUGAGUACUUCAAUCUUGCAGACCUCUGGGAGCAAUACUACGAGUGGAGCGCGUACGGUGCUGGAGCUACGGUGCAGCUCCCUCGAGGGGAGAAAGUAGUCCAGUACUAUGUUCCAUACUUAUCAGGGAUACAGCUGUACACCAACAAAGUCCUGACUGCAUCUAGGAGUUUUGGUGAAGAUAAUGGCAUGGAUUUCUGGAGUGAUGAUGAGGACAAUGAGAAGAUGUCGAGAUCCUGGAGUUCGACGUCCGACGAAUCAUUGUUUAACUGUGAUGUGUUAGGGGGCAAUAGGAGGCGCCCUGGGCACUUGUACUUUGAGUUCUUUGAAGUUGGAUCUCCUUAUGGAAGGGUCCCACUCAUGGACAAGGUAUAUGAACUAUCCCAGGGCUUUCCUGGGUUGACAUCACUGAAGAGUUCCGACCUUUCGCCUGCUAGUUGGAUGUCAGUUGCCUGGUAUCCUAUCUACCACAUUCCUUACCAGCGCAACGUGAAGGACUUGUCUGCAUGCUUCCUAACUUACCAUACCAUUUCCUCCGCAUUUCUAGAUCAUGCGCUUGAGACCAUGGCCAAUGGUUGUUGCCAUCCAGUUGCCAACGGGAAACAAAAUGACCAUAUGGAUAAAAAGAGCAGCACAGUAUCACUCCCUCCAUUUGGCCUUGCAGCACACAAGAUACAAGGUUCUCUCUGGACCAACCCAUGGACAGGAGAUCACAAAAGAAUGGACUCCCUCUUUGGUGCGGCAGACUCCUGGCUUAAGCAGCUUGGAGUCCAGCACCAUGACUUCAACUUCUUCAUCACUCACCCCAUGUGAACCACUGAUCUGGAGUAGCUUGCAAACAACCACAUGGGUUGCAGACUUGAAGCUACUAAAUUUACUUACACCAACGACAAGGGUAGCAAAACGUUUACCGUACAGUACCCCGGUAAAAGUGAGUCUGACAUUCGCAGGAUAGAUUUGUACUGCUUGAGUUUAAUGCAGCGAAUACCAAACAUGUCAGGACUUGAAAGGUUUUCCGUUUCUUGGCUGAAAAUGUAACUGAUUUUGUACAGAAGUUUUGCAACUAAUUUGGUAUCCGAUGGUUGGAUCCAUACUGUAGUUCUUGCCUUGUGUAUUUCUAGUGCCCGAGAGAAUGCUAAUCCAGGACGAAACUGCUUAUGCAGACUCCAGUUGGACAUGAAUCA
Molecule: messenger RNA, 1647 nt
Organism: Phragmites australis (common reed)
Lineage: Eukaryota; Viridiplantae; Streptophyta; Magnoliopsida; Poales; Poaceae
Exons: 6
Coding region: 302-1276 (324 amino acids)
Source: RefSeq, a predicted model, not a curated record